CUUCUCAUUCAUUACCAGCAUAAAAUGCACAGAUUCUUCCUCUCAAUCUCUCCUCGAUCCGUCGUCUCGCUCUUCCCUCAUCUCUUUUCCCAAAAGCUAGUGAUGGAGUAGGCGGAUCGGCAACAGGUGAAUCGGAAGUGAUGAGGCGGAAGAAGAUGGUGGUGUUGCUCCUUUUGUUCCUAUUUUUCGCGGUGUUUUGCUGCGUAUCUGCUGCAUCCCCAGCUAGGCUGGUAAGCGUGUUGUUCUUCAAUCUCUUUUCUGCCCUUCUGCGGCGGCUUUGGUCGGCGACGUUGGAUUCGAGGAUUGCGAUCUUGAGCUCCUCGAUUGUGAGGAUUGAGAGUGGAUACAGCAUCGAGACUGUUUUCGAUGGGAGUAAGCAUGGAAUCGAGCCGUUCUCGGUCGAAGUCACGCCGGGAGGGGAGCUUCUGGUACUGGAUUCCAAGAACAGUAACAUCUACAAGGUUUCUUUGCCCUUGUCUAAAUACAACAGGCCUAAGCUUGUUGCUGGUUCAGCUAAAGGUUGGAGUGGUCAUGUUGAUGGCAAACCAUGUGAAGCAAGGAUGAACCAUCCAACAGGGCUCACAGUCGAUAGCAAGGGUAACAUUUAUGUUGCUGACACAAAGAACAAAGCAAUUAGGAAAAUCAGUGAUACUGGUGUCACGACAAUAGCAGCAGGGCAGUCAUACAGAGUGGGCCGUAUAACUCUGCAAAUUGAAGAUGCAAUGUUCUCUGACGAUUUUGAGGUAGUGUAUGUCAGUAGUAGCUGCUCUCUUCUGGUGGUUGACAGAGGAAAUCAGGCAAUCAGAGAGAUCCAAUUGAAUUUAGACGAUUGUCCUGACCAGUAUGGAGCUCGGCUUUCUCUAGGAAUCGCAGUGCUGUUUGCCGCUGCUUUCUUUGGUUACAUGCUUGCAUUGUUGCAUCGGCCACGGACUGUUGUGGCAUCUCCAUCUAAUGAUCGAAAAACUAUCACAAGAUCUUCAACAAGUCCUUAUCAGCAGCCAAUCAAAUCAUCAUUCAGACCACCAUUAAUCCCACCUGGAACUGAAACAGGCAGGCAGGAAGAAGAAGAAGAAGAAGAAGAAGAAGAAGAAGAAGGGUUCUUCACCUCGCUCAAGGAGCUCAUUGCAUCUUCUGCAUCCUCUCUCACUCAAAUCUUUAGUCGAAUCUUAUCAAGUAGACGGACAGUGAGUGACGACGGAACUCAACAGGAGCAAUACGAGGAGAAUGUGCAGCCUUUGCAGGAAAGUUUUGCAGCUUAUGAUGAACCACCUCCACUGGAAAGGCAUACACACAUCCCGUACAAGACGUCUGCGUUCAUGUUGAAUAAUCCAGAGAAGCUCCAGCAACUGCGGCAUGAUACAACAUAUUUCGAUGGAUGGAGCAGAGUGCCACACUCACAGCAACAUCUGCAGAAGCAUCAACAGCAUUCUUCGGGUUCAGAAACCUACUAUGAGCCAAGCUCUAAGAUGACAGAAGAGAUUGUGUUUGGUGCAGUACAGGAAUCUGGUAGUGGACCCAACAAGGUGGAGGAGUCGUCUAGGAAACAUGGUGACCCUCCACAAACUUACUGUGAACCAAUCUCUGAGAUGACAGUAGAGAUUGUGUUUGGUGCAGUACAGGAAUCGAGUUACUAUAAAGAUCGAAACAAUGAUCAAUCCAGUCUUCGACACCGUGCCAAUCGCAAUGGGGUGUCGCAAUGACUAUCAAGGUCAGUGUUCCUACAAUGUUCUCUUGAUGCUUAUUUUUAUUUUUUAUUUUUUGUUUUGGAAAUAGUCUGCUGCAUGCAAGCUGAAGUUUUAGGAUAUAUGUGAUGGCUGGAGAAGGAAAUUAUAGAGAUAUUGAAACUUGAAUCAAUAACAGAUAGAUUAUUGAUUUGAAAUUUGAACAAAAUUCUCAUUAGAGUUUGAAA
This is a messenger RNA of Zingiber officinale, 1909 nucleotides long. RefSeq lists its product as uncharacterized. Gene Ontology annotation, molecular function: protein binding. The transcript has 8 exons. Lineage: Eukaryota; Viridiplantae; Streptophyta; Magnoliopsida; Zingiberales; Zingiberaceae. The record is from RefSeq and is a predicted model, not a curated record. The coding region runs from base 141 to 1700 and encodes 519 amino acids.